UGUGUGGACUGAGACGAACCAGUGUCCGUGCGAUCGAUCGAUCUUAUCUGGUCUGAACUUCCCACCACAGGGCAUCGUGGCCAUGUACUCGUUUUCCAGGGCUUGACCACUUCUUUUGUUGAGUCUUUACCACACAUAGGCCUGAAGAAGAUGGCAAUCGAACCAGCAAGCAAUGCAUCGGCCGAGGCGUCCGACCUUGCCCAGUUGUGGCAAGGCGCCGUGGAGGACUAUGAGAAGAGAACUGGGAAGAAUCUGAAAUUGGGUCAAUUCAGGAGUAUGAACGAUGUGAUGACAGGAACGGAAGGCCUUGCAACCAGAUUCAAAGACUUUCGCGAUGAUAAAUCGAAGAUGGCCAAAGUCCGCACCGCGUUGAAGAACAACAUGUGGAUCAUCCAGAAGGUCGUCAACACCAUCCAGACGGUCGGAACUGCGGUUUCGGCAUUUCCACCUGCCGUCCCGGCCAGUUUGAUAUUCACGGCCUUCGGCCAAGUCAUGCAGUCAUUCGCCGAUACAUCUGCAGACUAUGACAAGAUUAUGGGGUUCUUCGAGUUCACACAUCGCUUUUUCGAUCGCCUUUCGAUUAUCGAGGAGAGAACUCCAGCUCUACCUCCAUUCCAACGAUGCGUCACACGCGUCUUCUCCAGCAUCCUCAAAAUCUGCGCCGUCGCGCAGAAGUAUGCCGCGGAGAAAAGAUUCAAGAAAUGGUUUGAGAAUCUGGUAAAGGGAGCCGAUGGAGAUCUUACCGCAGCAAACACCGAGAUGGAAGAAGCCAUCAACGAGCUAAGCCAAGCCGUGGGCCUAGCGACACUGAGAACAGUCGAGAUCAUCGACGAGGUUGUCAGGAGCAUGAACGGGCAGGUAGAAUUCCUUGUCGCGAACGCCACCCUCCUCGAUGAGCGCACCGAAGCAAUCCAGUCGAACACCAAUACCAUCAUGGAACAGAAUCAGGAUCUCGGGUCCAAGCAGGAUGCAAUGACGCAGUUGCAGAAGGAAACACUGGAGAUGGUGAGCGAGCAAUCCCGGCUGUUCAGCAGCGUGGUUGGCUACUUCGGGUCAGUCCAGAUGGGCGAGAACUUUGGAGACAGUUUCAAGACCAGCGUGCUGAAGCUCGGGGUGGUGAGGCUGCGAUUGGCGCGCUGGGGACAGUCGGUCGGCCUGGCCAAUAUCAAUGAUGUGCACUCCCUGGAGGAGUCCAAGCUAUCACCUGACGAUAUACCCCGGGUAUCUGAGCUGUUGGAAGGGAUUCUCGACCAGUUUGCUGAUGCGGAAAGAAUCUCGAAGCGAUUCCAGCUGCGUCAUCGCAAUGCGACCGCUGUUCUUGAUCCUAACAAGGACCUGGACAAGGUCGCCGCAUCGCUGCAUCAAAAGAUGAAUGAUCUCUCUCUUCGAAGACAGGGCAACUCGGAUGCAGAGCCCACUAAGGAGCUGACAUUGUACGAAGAGAAGAAUUUCACGAGACUGAUUGAGGACAUCAACGAGUUGGUAAAUGACCUGGUCGAGUUGUUUCCGGGGAUCGAGGAUGCGCAACGCAAGCUGGCAGAGGAAGAGGUGUCGGAGAUGAAGAGCAUCAAGGGGGCGCUACCUAUCCUGAAAGAAGUGGCAGCCGAUCAAGACAAUCUGUUGACUGAGACCGUUGUGAAGGUGAUCCAACAAACCUCGACGACGACGUACACCAACUCGGUGGUUUUCUCAGGAAACAACUCGGGAUUUCAAGUGGGAAACAACGCAGGGAGAAUCAGCAACUUGCGGUGGAACUGAGGCAGGCAGGCAGGCAGGCAGCGAGCAGUAGUAUCACAGAAUUGUUCUCGGAGAUCAAAGAACAGAAUCAUCUUAUCACGAUGUUCAAGAAAU
This is a messenger RNA of Aspergillus brunneoviolaceus CBS 621.78, 1851 nucleotides long. RefSeq lists its product as uncharacterized. NCBI's taxonomy places the organism in Eukaryota, Fungi, Ascomycota, Eurotiomycetes, Eurotiales, Aspergillaceae. The record is from RefSeq and is a predicted model, not a curated record. Bases 349 to 1758 code for a protein of 469 amino acids. The transcript is spliced from 4 exons.